Rotaria socialis is the source of this 594-nucleotide messenger RNA. The record is from the annotation of a GenBank genome assembly. NCBI's taxonomy places the organism in Eukaryota, Metazoa, Rotifera, Eurotatoria, Philodinida, Philodinidae.
AUGAAUAUUAAAGCUGGUCAAUUACAGACAACGGAGGAUUCACCUUCAUCUUCACCGGGGGAAUUUUGGUCAAGUUUACUUCGAAUCAAGGAUUCGGAUGAUGUUUAUGAACCGUUUGUUCAAUGUACAAUUUGUCAACAGAUAUUAUCCUAUGAUGUGAAAAAUGAAACGAAUUCUCUAAAGCUUCAUGUACAAAAUUGCACAAAAAAGAUUAAUCUACCAAAAUCUGCGAUGUCAAUUGAUUGUUAUACAAACAAAAUUGCCACUUUAUCAUCUGAUGAUAAACGAACGAAAUAUGGCUUAAUGAAGACAAUUAAAUCAUCAGCUGAUAUAUUAAUUCCUGAUCGUACUAAUAUAUCACGUACUAUUAAACAAAUUGCAAACGAAUAUCGUUUAAAAAUGAAUGAAAUAUUACGGAAAGAAUUAAAACAAGUAAAACUAAUUAGUAUUAGUAUUGAUUAUUGGAAAAAUAGUUAUACCGGUGAUAACUAUUUAACUAUUAGCAUUCAUUAUAGAAAAGAUAAUAAUCCUGCCACAUAUAUGUUAAAAACCAUUUUAUUUUCAGGAACCAAGAGUGGUGAAAAUACUGUUUGA